CAUCUCACAGCAAAGUGGAGUUCGACUUCCUGGUCAGGGGCCAGUUCCUGCGAAUGCCGCUGUCCACUCACAUGGACACAGAAGGCAUAUCGACGGAAGAAGUGGUGGAGAUUGAGUAUGUGGAGCGGAUCACGGCUCCAGAGCCUGAGGAGUGCAUGAUGCACGACGACUGGAUUAGCUCUGUGGACGCAGAUGCUGAAUGGAUCCUAACAGGCUCAUAUGACAAGACAGCCAGGAUCUGGUCUGCUGAGGGCAAGGCGGUGAUGACAGUGGCCGGACACACGGAUGUGGUUAAAGAUGUAGCCUGGGUUAAAAGAG
Messenger RNA from Plectropomus leopardus (leopard coralgrouper), 318 nucleotides. The record is from RefSeq and is a predicted model, not a curated record. NCBI's taxonomy places the organism in Eukaryota, Metazoa, Chordata, Actinopteri, Perciformes, Serranidae.